Messenger RNA from Diaporthe amygdali, 1923 nucleotides. RefSeq lists its product as uncharacterized. Gene Ontology annotation, molecular function: transcription cis-regulatory region binding; zinc ion binding; DNA-binding transcription factor activity, RNA polymerase II-specific. Bases 1 to 1923 code for a protein of 640 amino acids. The transcript has 4 exons. The record is from RefSeq and is a predicted model, not a curated record. Lineage: Eukaryota; Fungi; Ascomycota; Sordariomycetes; Diaporthales; Diaporthaceae. Gene Ontology annotation, cellular component: nucleus. Gene Ontology annotation, biological process: positive regulation of transcription by RNA polymerase II.
AUGCGGAUGCGCAAGACCUUUACCGGCUGCUGGACGUGUCGUGCACGGCGUCUCAAGUGCAACGAAGGGCGGCCAUAUUGCCUACAAUGCCGGACCAAGGGCCUACGCUGUGAGGGCUACGCGACUCGAUUGCAGUGGCUGCCGCCCAUGCGCUCGGCCCUCACUCUUCAGCAGCAUGAGGAGCCGCUUGCGCACGAAAAGAGGCAGCAGCACCGACGUCGUCUGCUCCUCGCACACGAUUUGACCCUUCUGAGCGAGCUCGAGCUCGAGACGGCCUUGUCUGACAUAGACAGAGCAGGUCUCCAGUUGCAAUCAGCAACAUCAGGCCCUUUCUCCGUCUUUGCCGUAACCACAACCGUCCACGAUGCCGCGGUGCCGUCUGCGGUGACUCCAGCCCUAUCGUCUGACACGAUGACGCCGGACUCUGCUACUAAGUGUUUCGACACCCUGGCUAGCCCCAGUGACGAUUCCCCCGAAGCCCAGUGGCAGAGGGACAGCCUCUCUGCCAUCUCUGUCCGCUCCCAGCCCGCCGGUGACGAGCAUGGCAACCCCAAGACUCAAUCGUCACCUUCGACUCCCUAUCUCGUUCACGUAUCAAAUGCUACGGACAAUCCCUUGGGAGUUCCGGUCAUCGCCGCUGGACACAUGGUGGAACAGCCUGUAGCUUCAGAGACAGUGGUCGACCCGCCAUCGCUUUCCUCGAGUCGAGACGCAGAGGCACCACAACAAUCGACUCACCCGCGACCUCAGCCAUAUGUGGUCCGUCUCCCUCCUGCUGCAGCCUCCGAUACACGAAGUGGGUUUCUGACGCCAAAUGUCCGCAUUCUGUUGCAAAAUUAUGCGAAUAAUGUCGUUCCAAUCUUGGGCACGCUCGAUACUAGCCAUAAUCCGUGGAAAGAAGUUCACCUCCCGCAAGCUAUGUUGUGUAGCAUCGAGCUUGACAUCCUUGGCCACUCGACGAGAUCCAAGCGCGCUCUUUUGCAUACCAUCUUGGCUGUCAGCGCAUAUAACAUAAACAACAUCCAGUCUCGUACUGCCGAAGAUACUGACAGUCGUAAAUGGAGCUAUUUAGCCUCUGACUACAAGUGUCAAGCUUUGAGCCUGCUCGAAGCAUGCGUGGGAGCUUCGCAGGGUACACUCGACUUCCCUGUCUACAACGAGAUUCUUGCAGCGAUGCUGUCUAUGGUGACAAUUGAUUUGAGAAAGGCCAAGGGCGACAUUCCAGAGCCGAGCAAAGGUCUUCACACUAUAUUUUUGUACAUUCGAACAAUGCAGGAGGCUACCGAACUCUUCUGCGAAAAUUUCAAUAGUGUCGUGACCCCGACUACGGAUGAAUCGACCAUUACCGGGUGCCAUUUGGAAGAUUUGACGGCGCUCAUCACCACGUACGAGGCAGCGGAACAAUUCGGCUGGUGGUCCUGUGCAAUCGUAUACGGUAUCCCGAAUAGUCUACUGUUGCUUAUUCGCAAGGCCAACAUGUUGAUACGGUCCAAACGAAAAUACCAGUCGGAUGGCGCUCUCCACGGCGCAGAUUCUCAGCCUGGACAUGCCGAGUUCGAAGACUUUGAAGAGAAGAUCCUUGGCUGGCCAGUGGAGGAUACUAUUGCUCACUUUGAGGACGCCCCUGUCUCGCCUGAGAAGCGCUUGAUAAUGCAGCUCUACACUCGCGCAUUCCACAAAGCCCUAAUCAUCUUCUACUGCCGGAAAUGUCUUCAUAUGAAUCAAAGACACCUCCAACCGUAUGUGCACCAGGUCAUCGAGUAUCUCGAGCAGAUUGCACAAGUCAAGAAGGAACAUGGGCUCCGCGCAGGAUCCAUGAUCUGGCCUGCCUUCGUUGCGGGGUCCCAAGCUCUAAGCCACGACAUUCAGACUCGAUUUCUAGGCUGGUUUGAUCUGGUUGCCAAGACGGGUGAAAGCAAGUAG